GGUAAAUAAAUAAAUGGGCUACAUGAUUAUGAUUCAAUUUUCGCUACGCCCAUAAUAUUAAUUUGUUUAGCAUUUAAAUCGCCUUUGCAUAGCCUGCCAUGAUUUCGAAGACCAUUUCAUUCGCCAUUUGCACGUUCUUGGUGUUGUUAUUCAUAAGCAAAAGUGAGGCCGUUAAGUGUUACCAAUGCAGCUCCGACGAAGACGAUAAAUUACGUUACGAAGACAAUUGCGGGGCUUAUCGGAAAUUCAACGAACUCAAUCACAUAGCUAUAGAUUGCAGCAGCGAUGAGAGCCACAUGCCGGGUUCCUUCUGCUUGAAGCGAACCGAGCAAAGUCCUCGAGGGUUCAUUUGGGAUGGUAGAUGGAGGCAGGUGAUAAGAAGGUGCGCGUCCGUUGCUGAUUAUGGUGUUACGGGCGUUUGUAAUUGGGGUAUAUACGAGAACGGUGUGUAUUGGGAGGAGUGUUACUGCUCUGAGGAUGAGUGUAACAGCAGUAAUAUUCAACGAUUAUCAUUGACAAUUGCACUGUUUAGUAUCGUAGGAUUAGUUUUCCAUAGGUUAUUAAUGUGAUGCGAGUGCUUCGUUAUAACUUUGAUGUUCAAGUACAUUCCAAGGAACAAAUUACAAAACAAAUUAAUCGUAGAAGCAAAGAGAAUGUUAACGAACAAAUCAGUGCCUAAUGAUGCUUUCUGCAGUUUUUACUCUUUACUAUUAGCAGAAUUUUUAUACAAAUUUUAUGGUAUUAGAAAUGAAUCUCAAGGUUUCGUAAACCUUACUUAUUUUAUAUUAAUGACAAAUUGUAAAAGUGUCCGUCCAUGUUUUUAACUUUUUUAAUUUGUUACGUUUUAUACAUUUUUUUUUUAAUAAAAAGUAUCGAAACAUUA
This is a messenger RNA of Phyllotreta striolata, 883 nucleotides long. The record is from the annotation of a GenBank genome assembly. NCBI's taxonomy places the organism in Eukaryota, Metazoa, Arthropoda, Insecta, Coleoptera, Chrysomelidae.